CUAGCCGGGAAACCCAGGAGAACGGGGAAGAAAGAAGUCGGGAAACGGAAAUAAUUGCAUUUGAAGGAAAAAUAAUAGGCCUAUCUACUGUGAUUUGGAAAUAGCUAGUGCUGUUCAAACGGGAUCCUACUCUGCCCCCAAGCGUUGGGUUUCCAGAACAAGGACAGAAGAUGCUGCUGAAGUCACUAGUAUCCCUUAUUCUUAUCCUUGGGGUGGCAGUUGCCGUCCCGGCUAAAGAGAAGCGUGUACAUCGACAUGGUGACCUGAGUGACCACGCCCAUGACGACACCACAGGUUUCCAGUACGACCACGAAGCCUUCCUGGGCAAAGAGGAAGCCAAGACAUUCGACCAGCUGACCCCUGAGGAAAGCAAAGAGAAACUUGGGAAGAUUGUGGAUCUCAUAGACACGGACAAGGACGGUUUUGUGAGCCACGCCGAGCUGCACCAGUGGAUCAAACACAGGCAGAGGAGGUACAUCGAGGAGAAUGUGAUGAAGCACUGGAAAGAGUAUGACCAGAACAAGGAUGGGAAGAUCGGCUGGGAGGAGUACAAGAACACUACCUACGGCUACUACCUGGACGAGGAGUUUGAUGACGUCGAAGACAAAUCUAGCUACAAGGCCAUGCUGACCAGAGACGAGAGGCGCUUCAGGUCAGCUGACCGUGAUGGAGACGGCGUAGCCACCAAAGAUGAGUUCACCGCCUUCCUUCACCCUGAGGAGUACGACCACAUGAAGGCUGUCGUUAUACAGGAAACCGUAGAAGAUAUUGACAAGAACAGGGAUGGAAAGAUCAGCAUGGAUGAAUACAUUGGGGAUAUGUUCACACCUGAGAAAGGAGAGAGUGAACCAGACUGGGUGCUGACAGAGAAAAAACACUUCUCAGAGUUUAGGGACCUGAACAAGGAUGGUUUCCUGGAUAAUCACGAGGUGGCUGAGUGGAUCCUGCCUGGAGAGAUUGACCACACUGACAACGAAGCCAAGCACCUCAUCCACGAAACAGACACAGACAAGGAUGGCCGUCUCUCUCGAUCAGAGGUAAUGGACAAGCUGGAAUUUCUGAAGACCAGCACGCUGACUGACUAUGGAGGCAUGAGGGUGGAUGAGGUUCAUGAUGAACUCUGACCUUUUGCAAAUGUCAUCUCCAUGUAUCUAACCCAGGGAGAAUUAAACCCAUAUUGUUCUUGUAACAUAUGAAACACACAUUGAAUCUAUGUGAAAGUUCUUUAUUUUGUUU
Molecule: messenger RNA, 1236 nt
Organism: Esox lucius (northern pike)
Lineage: Eukaryota; Metazoa; Chordata; Actinopteri; Esociformes; Esocidae
Gene: rcn3
Product: reticulocalbin 3, EF-hand calcium binding domain
Exons: 8
Coding region: 171-1124 (317 amino acids)
Cellular component (GO): endoplasmic reticulum
Molecular function (GO): calcium ion binding
Source: RefSeq, a predicted model, not a curated record